CCUGCAGAGGGGCAGGCAGCGGCAGCGAGCCCGGGGAUGGUUUCCAUCGUUCUUGAGGUGACCUGCAGCUUUGUUGCCUGGCUGUUUCUGUACAUCUGCUUCCGCUACUGGAACAAGUGCUGCUCCUAUGAGUGGAGCUGUCGCUUGGUCACCCUGCUGCAUGGAGUGAUUGUCACCUGCCUCUCGGGUUACGUUGCUCUCUUGGAUGGCCCCUGGCCUCUGACCCAUGCAGGUUCACCAAACACGUCUCUUCAGAUCCACGUGCUGUCCCUGACCUUGGGUUACUUUAUCUUUGACCUGGGCUGGUGCCUAUAUUUCCAGACAGAGGGGUACCUAAUGCUGUUCCAUCACACGCUGAGCAUCUGUGGCAUGAUCGUGGUGCUAGGACUCGGGAAGUCUGCUACAGAAGUCAAUGCUGUUGUAUUUGUUAGUGAGAUCACCAACCCACUGCUCCAGACCCGCUGGUUUCUGCGGGAAAUGGGAUGUUACCACACUUUCCUGGGAGAGGUUGUGGAUUUCUUCUUUGUGUUCCUCUUCCUGGUGCUGCGAAUCGGAGGAGGAGCUUUGAUCAUGUAUGCAAUGGUGACAUCCCCCGAUCCCAGCUGGCUCCUCAAGGCUGGAGGCCUGGCCAUGUACACUGUGUCUUUGGGGUUCAUGGUUGAAAUCUGCCGCUUUGCUAAGAGGAAAAUGUUGAAAAAAUAUCAUUCCUGGACAAGCCUGAGGAAUAUGAAUGCACCUGUGAAAACUAACGGGCACUCGACAGCUCAUUAACAGGUUGUGGAUGAAAAUCCCUUGGGUUAGGGUCCUGGCUACUGAAGCCUAUUCCUGUGAAAAGAACUUCUAAAAGCAAUGUGGAAUUGACUUUCUGGCGCUGGCAGUGGUCUGCUACCCCUGGAGGAGAUGAAUCAGUGCUAGGAACAGGGGAAAACUGUCAGAAGAGGGGUUUAAGUGGAAAUCUGAGGAACCUGACAUGUUCUCUACUGAGCUGACUUCUCCAUCAAUGGUACAGUCUCAAGGAGGGUGAUAAUGCCAGACCUGUUCAAUCUGCAACCAAAUAAUUGCACUGUCUGUAUGUUCCGUAAUCAUUUUGGAGGUAGAAUUAUCUUACAGUGUAGAGCCAGAAAAUCAAAUCUGAAAAAUCGCAUCUUCCUGCCAGUGGGACUGGGUAGGGGUGCGACCGCACAAAGAUUUGCUGAGCCUCGCUCUCUCUUAAUCCUGGAGUUGGACAGCACGCCUGACUAAGUACUUGGAUGAAAGUCUCUGAACAAGAUUCAAGUGCUUGCAGGGGUAUGGUGGAGUUGUCCUUUGAGUGUGCGAAGUGAUGGCACUUGAGGUGAGGCAGUGUUUUACCUCAUUGUUUUUAAUGAUACAUUUCUUUUUUUUAAAUAUUUGCAUUCAAGCAGAUACUGAUCUUAGAGCAGGGUGAUGUCACUGGGAUUGAGUCAGGCCCUUGCAAACAACAGUCAGGAAUUAGACUUGUGCCAAUAAACUCCAUAAGCAGGUGUUCAGCUAGCCCUGGAUUGCUUUAAAAAAAAAAAUCGAGCAUUUUGUGGAUGAGGGAUGAUAGAAAAGAGCCCUCUCUGGAUGCUCUUUCUGUUCAGGGGUUGGGUCAUUUACACUUUAAGCUGAAUGCACAGCUAAUGAGUCUAAGAAAUGACUAUAUUUGCAGGGGUGACAGUAACGUUUAGGCAGAUCUCAGUGUAACAUCUGCUCCAUUCCAGCAGGUGUCAGAGUAUGGACCAGUUCUCUUGUUUUCUUUACCUCUCAGAAUUGUGUUCUGACAUUUCUCCUGGGGUUUUAAUGUGAAUUUCCCUCUGUUUAAGGCUGCAGUUCAGAUGUACCCUUCCAUGAAAGCCUCUCUUACAGCUGAGAAACAAGCAGCCUUGUGUUGCCCUCAGGCUUAGCAAGGCUGCUUGCCUUUCCUUCCUGCUUUAUGCAGAGGAGCUUCUUCAUGGAGCUGAGGAGCCCCUGGAACGGCCUGUGUGGCUCUUGCUCGGGUGAGGUGUCACCCCUGCUGCGGAGGUGAAGGAGGGGAGCAGUGGGAAUACAGCUGCUGUGAGGAUGCAGCCUUACUAGCUCCCCCAUGCCUCUUAUCUCACUAACUUUGGCACCGUUCAGGGCAGAUAUCUGCCUUGGCUGGGCUUAGGAAAAGGUGUCUAGAGAGAUUAAAAAACCGACAUGAAAUAACCUAACUUUUGGCAUGCCCUCUGAAUGCAUUGCAGCUGUGAAUCCGAGGCAAGUUAGCAGGCUGAUACGUUUAGAAAAACGGAGCCUUACACUCCUGAUACCUUGCCAGCACGGCUCUGGGAGCCUGGCCUUGUGAGCUAUGAACUCUUGCCGGAGUCACUGUGCUCUUCUGAGAACUGCCGAGUGAUGAGACUUCUAAUAAAGUUAUAUUCUCUUUU
Molecule: messenger RNA, 2405 nt
Organism: Grus americana (Whooping crane)
Lineage: Eukaryota; Metazoa; Chordata; Aves; Gruiformes; Gruidae
Product: TLC domain-containing protein 5-like
Exons: 3
Coding region: 37-771 (244 amino acids)
Cellular component (GO): membrane
Source: RefSeq, a predicted model, not a curated record